This is a messenger RNA of Blastomyces dermatitidis ER-3, 766 nucleotides long. RefSeq lists its product as uncharacterized. The record is from RefSeq and is a predicted model, not a curated record. The transcript is spliced from 3 exons. The coding region runs from base 48 to 524 and encodes 158 amino acids. Lineage: Eukaryota; Fungi; Ascomycota; Eurotiomycetes; Onygenales; Ajellomycetaceae.
UCUGCCUCUGCACCUUCUCUCGCACACGAGCGGAAGAACCCAAAAAAAUGUCGCCCGUCGCUCUGAGCAGCAUAACUAGGCGCAUCCAAAAACACCACCAGCGUCGAAUCGAACUAUACGUGCAACGCAACAAAGUCCUACGCGAACGCAAGACUGCUGACAUGGUUCUAGCCCAAAGGCGCAAACGAGAAUACGAGGCGUUUAUGGGGGAGAUUGCGAGGGCCAAUUAUAGGCAGCGGAAGUUACGGGAGGUGCAGGUCCAGUUUGAGAGAGGGUUUACAGAUCGAGAACGGUUCUUACUGGCGAAUCAGGCUGUUGCGGUUGCACGGGCUCCUAGGACGGAGCAGAAGGAGAGGAGGAGAGAAUUAAGGAGGCGGAUUAGGAGGUUUGAAAAGGUGGCGAGGCAGACGGGGCUAGCAAUGAUGGACACUUGUCAGUAUGUUGUCCAGCCGAGGGAUGUGGCUGUGAGCGCCAUGGAAACCUGUGUUGCUGCCAUCAUCGAGAUCACGAAAUGUCCUCCCUGACAGUAGCAGGGUCAGACAAGUGCCAACUUCCUUCAGGACUAGUAUCCAAUAUUAAACUAGAGUUGCUGAGGAAGGAAAAAGGUGGCGGAGAGUGAAGAGGAGGGCGAUUAAAAUAUGUUACCGUGCUAGUGAGCGGUAGGAACCAAGGAGUAAUACACCACUCCCAAUUCCCAGCUAAUCGCAAUUGUACUCUUAUUACCAUAGGCACGCAGAGUAGUUUAAAUAAUAUCUCUUCACAGAAG